Molecule: messenger RNA, 3723 nt
Organism: Musca domestica (house fly)
Lineage: Eukaryota; Metazoa; Arthropoda; Insecta; Diptera; Muscidae
Gene: Dop1R1
Product: dopamine receptor 1
Exons: 8
Coding region: 1258-3147 (629 amino acids)
Biological process (GO): adenylate cyclase-activating adrenergic receptor signaling pathway
Cellular component (GO): membrane
Molecular function (GO): G protein-coupled receptor activity
Source: RefSeq, a predicted model, not a curated record
UCUACAUCCACAUUCUUGCAAACUAAAGCGAUUUCCUGUGCCACGCUGCUCCAAGAGUAAACAAUGUUGUGUGGGUUUUUUUGCGCUCGGAAGGACAUCGAAAUAAAAAGAUUUACUGCACUUAUGGGUAGCGAGAGGCUAAGCGCCCGGGACCAAAAGUGUAGGAGCAAUAUGUGGAAAAUGACAAAAAUCAUAUAUGUGUGUCUGGCUGUGUGGGUCAGCAGGAUGUUCAACAUGAACGAAUGAAUGAAAUAAACAAAAAAAUAUGCAAUAUUGCCAACAUGCAUCAUCAAAGUCAGUAACCCAUUCACACACACACACAUACAGCGGCAAUCUGAGCCCAAAAAUCUGCCUGGCAGCAGGACACCGAAAGCACUGCUUCUGUGAUGGCAGCUUUUUAAUGGGCCACAUAAAAUCUGCCUCAAUAAAACAAAAAUGAAUUGCCUGGAAAAUAUAAGCUGUCCACGAUACAACAGGCCAAGCGGUGUUGAAAAAAUACUACAACAACAACAAUAAAAACAACAACGGCAAACAUGAAAAUGUUAGAUGAAUGUGUAUUGAAAUUUGUAAUUUCCGUUUUGUGUCUCUGCAACGAAUGAACUUCCUUUUGGAUAAAAAUUAGUUUAAAAAAAUAGUGGGAGAGAAAAAAAAAAUAACACCAAAUUGAAAUAUGGAAAUAUAUUCGGCAAAUGAAUUCCAAUAUCUGUAUGGAAAUCAAUUAACGGGAAAAAUGACCUGAGUUUUCAAGUGAAAAGUUUGCAAUUAAAUUAAAAAAAAAAAAAAAAACACAAUUUUAUUUAAAAAAAUUCUCUCCCCAGCAAAAAAUAAAAACGUACAAAACAGAAAGUGUUGAACGAGAGCUCGUUUUCAAUUAUUCAAAAGCAAAACUUUUGUGUUCUUUUUUUAAGUUUUGUUGUACCUACUUUUUUUCUCGUUGCCUUUACCAUAAAAUUCUGUCCAAUUGUGCUCAAGUGUUAAGCAAUUAUAUUGCAAUUAAAAUUCUUGCCAGUUUUAUCAUCGUUUCCGCUCAUUCACGGUUCUUCCAAGCAAUGUCAAGCUCAUCCACACCUGCCAUCCGGAGGUAGUUUUAAAAUGAAAAUAGAAAAAAAUCGUAGAUUCCCAGGUCAAAAGUCAAAGUGCAGCCAAGAAAGUUAAACUUGUUUAAACGCUUCUAAAUAGUUAAAUGCACCGAACAAUCUAACAACAAAUUUAAAAGUGCAAUACUCAACAAAGUUGUUCCAAGAACUGCUAAUCAAUAUGGCCACAGCAUUUUCCAAUAAUCCCUACGGCUCCCCCUCAUCGGCCAUGUGGUAUACAUUUACAACGGCAGCAUCACCCCCGGUAUGGGCUGCAUUGGCCACGAUGGCCACGUCAACACUUAAAGUGGCUGCAUCGGCUUUAAAUAGUUCAAUGACAACAGCUGGUGGUGGUGGUGGCAUGACACUGGCCCAUGAACAGCAACAUUAUUCACAACCACACUCACAUCUGCAUUCUCCAGGAUCUGCAGCUACAACAACAACCAACCAGCAACAACAACAACAUCAUCCAUAUCAGCCACACACCUUUGCCGGAAACAAUUCGAAUCUUCCGUUUAGUAGAGGUCCUUUAACUGGUAGUGGUUCCAUCAUUGGCGUCGGCGGCAACAACACUACGACGACGUCGACCAGUCUCAGCUAUCACAAUGCCAGCAAUUUGACAUCGUUUCUCCUACCAACGCAUCUAAACAACAAUGGCAGCUAUAUGGGCGAUGGCGGCCUGGUGGAUUCCAAUACCUUUCUCACAUCCACGGGCAGUGUUGUCGGAAGCGGCAACAAUAGUUUCGUCGAUGGCUUUAUGGUCGAUCAUCUGCCAUUACAAUUAAUUACGAGCACAACACCGAAAGUAAAUCUCGAUAUAGAAAUCGAUAUACAACUAUUAACCAGCGACUAUGAUGGUGGUACUACGAUAACAACAUACUUUAAUGAAACCUCCUGGAUAAAUCCCUCAGAAACAGAUACAAUAGUGGGUGAGGAUCCUGAAGUGGAGUCACUUGUAUCAUUAAUUGUUGUUGGAAUUUUCCUAUCUGUUCUGAUAUUCCUGUCAAUUGCCGGAAAUAUACUCGUCUGCCUCGCCAUCUACACGGAACGCAGUCUGCGUCGCAUUGGGAAUUUGUUUCUGGCAUCAUUAGCAAUUGCGGACUUGUUUGUGGCAUCGCUGGUGAUGACAUUUGCGGGAGUUAAUGAUUUGUUGGGUUAUUGGAUUUUCGGUGCACAAUUUUGUGAUACAUGGGUUGCCUUUGAUGUGAUGUGCUCGACGGCGUCCAUACUGAAUUUAUGUGCAAUAUCCUUAGACCGUUACAUACAUAUAAAGGAUCCACUGAGAUACGGCCGUUGGGUAACAAGGCGUGUGGCUGUCAUCACAAUAGCUGCCAUUUGGCUGUUGGCCGCAUUCGUUUCAUUUGUGCCCAUCUCGUUGGGAUUACAUCGGCCCGAUCAACCGUUAAUUGUGGAGGAUAAUGGCAAGAAGUAUCCAACCUGUGCCCUGGACCUGACGCCUACAUAUGCCGUUGUGUCGAGCUGUAUCAGUUUUUAUUUUCCAUGUGUGGUGAUGAUUGGCAUCUACUGUCGCCUCUACUGUUAUGCCCAGAAGCACGUGAAAUCCAUCAAAGCUGUUACCCGGCCUGGCGAAGUGGCCGAAAAGCAACGUUACAAAAGUAUACGACGAACUAAACCACCAGAGAAGAAAAAAUUCAAAGUCCGCAAUCUGAAUCACAGCUCACCCUAUCAUGUGUCGGACCACAAGGCCGCCGUUACGGUGGGUGUUAUAAUGGGUGUGUUCCUUAUCUGCUGGGUGCCGUUCUUUUGUGUGAAUAUUGUGGCGGCCUUCUGCAAAACGUGCAUAGGUGGUCAAACCUUUAAGAUACUCUCAUGGUUGGGUUACUCCAAUUCCGCAUUUAAUCCCAUUAUCUAUUCAAUCUUCAAUAAAGAGUUUCGUGAUGCAUUCAAACGAAUUCUGACCACACGAAAUCCCUGGUGUUGCAAUCAGGACAUUGGCAACAUACAUCCCCGCAACAGUGAUCGUUUUGUAACGGAUUAUGCGGCCAAACAUGUUGUGGCCAUGAAUUCGGGACGAUCUUCGGCGGAAUUGGAACAGGUGUCUGCAAUAUGACCAAAACGCAAUAGUAGCAAUGCUAGUCAUGAGUAUUCGACAACAUUGGCGUGUUGCGUGUCGAGAGCAUCGGAUGCGGCCUCGUUGACGAUAACACCAUAUGGACCCUGAGAUUCGGUGACAGUGGCGUCUGCAACAAUUGUCGUAGAGUCACUGGAUAGAGGCAACAAGUAUGGUGAUAAUAAACAAAUGGAAACAGUAUUGGUUUAGAAAAAAAAAAAAGAAAACUAUUAAAAAGUAGUCAUAAGACAACAACAAAGAACGACAACUACAACAACCACAAAAUGAAUCUUACGGAAAAGACAGGAUAUCAUGGAAACAGAGCAAUAGCAACAUAUUCAUCAUCCAUAUCACAAACACUCUCUCUCACUUCAUAUCAUCUUCGUCCUCAUAAGAUAUCUUCGAACUAAAGGAGAAUAGUUUUCAAGGUCUUCACACAACCACAAGAACAUCAACAACAACCACGUUAAGUAACUGGAUUACAGGGUGAGCGUUAAACAAAUCAUUUCCUUACAUGAUAUAAUACAUACGUAUAUGUAUAAGUAGUUAAUUAAUUUAAACAAUACACAUAUAUAU